This is a messenger RNA of Penicillium lagena, 966 nucleotides long. Its product is annotated as serine/threonine-protein phosphatase. The coding region runs from base 1 to 966 and encodes 321 amino acids. Gene Ontology annotation, biological process: peptidyl-serine dephosphorylation. The record is from RefSeq and is a predicted model, not a curated record. The transcript is spliced from 3 exons. Lineage: Eukaryota; Fungi; Ascomycota; Eurotiomycetes; Eurotiales; Aspergillaceae. Gene Ontology annotation, cellular component: FAR/SIP/STRIPAK complex. Gene Ontology annotation, molecular function: protein serine/threonine phosphatase activity.
AUGCCUGGCUUACCAGCCAGCAUCGAUCUAGAUGAGUGCAUCGAGCGGCUCUAUCGAAAGGAAUUACUCGCAGACUCGGUCAUCGAAGCGAUAUGUGCCAAGGCGAAGGAGCUCUUGAUGAAGGAGAGCAAUGUCGUCCAUAUCGCUGCGCCGGUCACCGUUGUGGGGGAUAUACAUGGCCAGUUCUUUGAUAUGAUCGAGAUCUUUAAGAUUGGCGGGUUUUGUCCCAAUACGAACUACUUGUUUCUAGGUGAUUAUGUGGACCGCGGGCUGUUCAGUGUCGAGACUAUCUCGCUGCUUAUAUGUCUUAAGCUGCGGUACCCCCAACGAGUCCAUCUCAUUCGCGGCAAUCACGAAUCUCGCGGUGUCACCCAGUCAUACGGCUUCUACACCGAGUGCGCGCGGAAAUACGGCAAUGCCAACGUGUGGCACUACUUCACCGACAUGUUCGAUUUUCUCACGCUGAGCGUGGUGAUCAAUGACGAGAUCUUCUGUGUGCAUGGUGGCCUCUCGCCCUCCAUCCAUUCCAUCGACCAGAUCAAAAUCAUCGACCGCUUCCGCGAGAUCCCCCAUGAGGGUCCGAUGGCUGACCUUGUAUGGUCCGACCCGGACACAGAACGGGACGAGUUCUCUCUUUCCCCCCGUGGGGCGGGUUACACCUUUGGCGCGCAGGUCGUCAGGAAAUUCCUCGAGGUCAACAGCAUGUCCCACAUCCUAAGAGCUCACCAGUUAUGCCAAGAAGGGUAUCAGGUGCUCUACGACGACCGGCUCAGCACGGUCUGGAGCGCCCCAAACUACUGUUAUCGGUGCGGAAACCUAGCAAGUGUGCUGGAGGUCAGUGAUACGGGCGAGCGGUACUUCAACAUAUUCGACGCCGCGCCCGAGAACGACGUGCAUCGCAACGAGCAGCAGGCGCAGCAGCAGAAUAAGGAUGGCCCUAGUCCAGUGAUUGACUACUUCCUGUGA